AACAUACCCACUCCAUUAAUGGAAAAGGUCAAGGUCACUUCACCCCCUUACCAUGUACACACAAUACUCACUUCUUCCUAGCUCCUUCUCCUUCUCCACCUCUACCUCCACCCACGCCGUUAACUUCAUUCACCAAAAAGGCCAAAAACAAGAUAACCAAAACCCCAACGCCGUUAAAAGAUGACGGACCCAACGUCGCCAAUUCAAUUUGUCACGAUCAGCCCUCACCCCACUCUCCCCACAUCUCUCCCCUCUACCUCGCCCCCUCCGCUCGCCUUCCCUCCCUCCCAAUCCCCAACGCCCUACCGCUAAAACCCGCCCUAACCCCAAAAAUAUCAUCAUUUCCCACUUCGGUCUUUCUCAAUUUCUGUUAAAAUUACUUUAUUUAUCAGUCUCUAUCAAAUAUCUCAAUUUUUUUCUCAAUGGUAUCAUCACCAUUUGCAAUAUCUUCUGUGCUACUCCUCUCAAUUCCUGUGCUUUUUCUUCUGGCGCCCCGCAUCCUCCCUCCGCGCCAAAUCCCCAUUCCCCUUUCCGACGAGGUCGAUGAUCUGGCGCUCUUCCGCCGCGCCGCUGCCCUCGACUCCGCCCACUCAGCCUCCAAUCUGCCCUCCUCCUUUACGCAUCUCGGCGCCACCAACCCUAAGCUCAAGAUCGCAUUCCUCUUCCUCACCAACUCCGACCUCCACUUCGCCCCGCUGUGGGAACAAUUCUUCAGAGGUAAUGAAGAUCUCUACAACAUCUACGUCCACGCCGAUCCAACCGUUCAGGUGGCUCAUCCAGCCGGAGUUUUUGAGGACCGCUUCAUCGCGGCGAAGAAGACGCAGCGGGCCUCGCCGAUGCUCAUCUCCGCCGCACGCCGCCUCCUCGCCACCGCCCUCCUUGACGACCCCUACAACGCCUUCUUCGCGAUCCUCUCCCAGCACUGUGUCCCCCUCCAUUCCUUCAGAUUUGUCCACCACGCCCUCUUCGCGCCUCCCCGGGUCAAAUCUGCGUUGUCGGUUGAGUCGACUCGGCUGCCGGUCCGGCUGAGGUACUCGAGCUUCAUCGAGAUACUCUCGAACUCAUCCUCUCUCUGGAAACGCUACACGGCGAGAGGCCGUUACGCGAUGCUGCCGGAGGUGCCGUUCAGCAAAUUUCGAGUCGGAUCUCAGUUCUUCGUCCUGACGCGGCGGCACGCGCUCGUCGUCGUCAAGGAUCGGCAGCUGUGGAAGAAGUUCAAGCUGCCGUGUUUGAGAAGCGACUCGUGUUAUCCAGAGGAACACUACUUCCCGACGCUGUUGUCAAUGACGGAUCCCAAUGGUUGCACUCACUACACACUGACUCGAGUCAAUUGGACUGGAAGUACACACGGUCAUCCCCACACGUACCGGUCGGCGGAGAUUUCGGCGGAACUCAUUUACAGGCUCAGGCAAUCGAAUUCCAAUUACUCGUAUUUGUUUGCAAGGAAGUUCACACCUGAUUGUUUGCAACCGUUGAUGAAUAUCGCCGGCACCGUCAUUUUCCGGGACUAAAGAGGAUUGAUGCCGGUGAAGUUUUGAGGCAUACGGUGAGAAGGAGCGGGAAUAAGGUUUUGAAGAGGCGUCAAAAUGGAAAUGCCCACAACCUAAUGUAACCCGCCACCGCCAAUAAUAAAUAAAAACCAACAACAAUUGGUGAAAGUUGAAGAGAGAGAAACCAACAAGGUUCUAAGGGUGGUACAUUUUUUGCUGAAUUGUAACCAUUGCAGCAGUAGAGGUGGAAUUAGUCCUUUUUUUCUUUGUAAUAUUUUUGGGGGAUAUUGUACAUAAAUAGAUUUAUAAAUAUAUAUUAUGGAAGGAUGGAUGGAUGGAUAGGUUUUUCUUAGAAGGAAGGAAAAACGAUUGAAGGUGGGGAUUGGGUUGAGAUUCUGAAAGGCCCCCAUUGCUUGGAACCUGGAUAUGGCAUCUCCCACUUUGCUUC
Molecule: messenger RNA, 1938 nt
Organism: Vitis vinifera (wine grape)
Lineage: Eukaryota; Viridiplantae; Streptophyta; Magnoliopsida; Vitales; Vitaceae
Product: glycosyltransferase BC10
Exons: 2
Coding region: 423-1511 (362 amino acids)
Cellular component (GO): membrane
Molecular function (GO): glycosyltransferase activity
Source: RefSeq, a predicted model, not a curated record